AUGAGUUCAACAAAAGUUACAUCACGUGAUCUCGAAAUCGCGUCGCAUGAGUUUGCUGAAUUUAUGUUGGAAAAGUGGAAUUUUGGACAGUGUGGUAAUGACGUCGUCAUAUUUGUGUCACGAGACGAUAACCAGUUCAGCUUGGCGAUAGGUAAAGAAGCCCGGUCCAUUCUGACAGCCAGAGCCGUAUUAAAAAUUCGCACAGAAGUCAAUGGAUACUUCCAUUCGGGAGAUAUAUACACAGGAUUACAUCAAACUGUUUCUAUAUUUCAAGCUGUGUUUUUACAUCAAUAUGAAUAUCAUGGAACCGUGUCCAGAAAAUUAUUUUUAAUAUUUAUUGGCAUUGGAGUCUGCCUGUUUUUGUUUUUACUCUCUCAGACGUACCAUGCAUACAGAGAACGGGUGAUGUUGAAGCCCAAGCAUGAAAGACUUGUAUGGCUAUGGGGCUUUACUUAA
Molecule: messenger RNA, 456 nt
Organism: Saccoglossus kowalevskii
Lineage: Eukaryota; Metazoa; Hemichordata; Enteropneusta; Harrimaniidae
Cellular component (GO): acetylcholine-gated channel complex; membrane
Source: RefSeq, a predicted model, not a curated record